GUGCUCGGUAUUGGUAUGCUUGCGGAUUUUCAUUGGUGCAGCAGAGACUGACCAUUACACUCUCACGCGAACUCAGUGUCGGCAGCGAAGAUGUACGCUGUUCUUGAUGGUCUCUGUGUGCUCGCAUCUCACGCCGCUUCUAGUGCGCAACAACCGCUCUUCUACAACUUCGUCGACCACACGAUCAAGGUGUUGACCGGGAUCCAGUAUGGCCUCAGCACCCUUACCGACUUGUUGAUCAUCGGCUCGCUGUUCCUCUACCUGCAGCCCUCGCGCUUCCCAGGGAUGAAGGCAGUGGAGGGUUGGUAUGAGUACAUCGCUGUGUUCUUCAUCAACCGCGGUACUUGCUUCACGCUCCUUCAACUGGCCUCCUUCAUUCUCUUCGUCACCAUACCGAAACAGCAGGUCUGGAUUCUCUUCCACUUCGUGACUAGCAAGACCUACAUCAACAGCCUGCUCCUGAUGCUCAACUUCCGCAACGUGCACCACGGCCGCGGUAUCGACGAGGAGGAGUCCGUCAACCAGCGCGACUUCAAGAGCAGCCAGCCGGGCACGAGCAGCCACAGCCGCACGCCCGGCAACGCCACCUCGCGCAGCGUGCAGUUCGGCGUCGUGGAUACCGAGAGCAAGGCGGCUGCUAUGACCAUUGGUCUCGACACCAUGCAGUCGGCCGUCGGGAUCGAUGACGAUGACAGCGACAGGCGCAAGCCCAACGUCUCUGACAUUGAUAUCCACAAAUCCCACCACGACUUCUGAGCGUCGCACCCGCGGCGAGGGUAGAACAGCGCGGCUCCGUCGCGUACGGGUCGCUGUUCAUAGAGAACAGAGAAAGAGACAGAUGUGCCCCCGUCCUAUCUCACGAUCUAUUGCCCGCGUAUCUGGUCGGCAUCUAGUAGCUCUUGUUUAUAUAUUGGUUGAUCUAUUGAUAUGCGUACUAUUUUGUCUUCUUUCGUACUCACUGGCAAUCCAAACGUUUGCGCCGAUCGCCGUAUCUUCGAACGCCCAGCGUAGUGGUGCAGUCUGCUCCUCACCCACUUGACGAGGUACGGGAGCCGGUGUCGAUGGCU
Fomitopsis serialis is the source of this 1067-nucleotide messenger RNA. RefSeq lists its product as uncharacterized. The record is from RefSeq and is a predicted model, not a curated record. The transcript has 6 exons. Bases 91 to 756 code for a protein of 221 amino acids. Lineage: Eukaryota; Fungi; Basidiomycota; Agaricomycetes; Polyporales; Fomitopsidaceae.